This is a messenger RNA of Parastagonospora nodorum SN15, 622 nucleotides long. RefSeq lists its product as hypothetical. The coding region runs from base 63 to 416 and encodes 117 amino acids. The record is from RefSeq and is a predicted model, not a curated record. The transcript has a single exon. Lineage: Eukaryota; Fungi; Ascomycota; Dothideomycetes; Pleosporales; Phaeosphaeriaceae.
AAUCUAUCAACGAAUAAUAAUAACCCUCUUCCAAUCGUUCACACAAUCUCAACUCUAUCAAAAUGAAGACCUCAUUCGCUGCCGCUGCCGCCGCCGCACUCCUCUUCACCACAUGCGCAGCCACAUCAAACCCUGAAAUCGCAGGCAACUUCCGCCGUCAAGACAACAACACAGUAACCAGUGUCGUCUCCGCCGCGCCUACACUUAGCUCGCCCGAAUCAAUCGUCACAUCGAUCGAAACCAUCACACCAUCAGGAUCGCCGAGACCGAGUGGAAAUUUGACAACGCCUUCGGGCACGAUGAGGCCGACUGCCAGUCAGACGAGCGAGGUGCCAAGGGAAUCUACGGGCGCGGCGAGCGCGGUGGGUGUGGGCAUGGGCAUGGUUGUUGGUGCGAUUGCAGCCAUGUUGGUCUAAACCUGGAAAAUAUUGGUCGGAAGUUGGUACGAACCGAACGUACUGAGCUUGUCUGGGAUUACUUGAUUGGUUUGGGGUAAUGAAUGGGUUUGAGUUGGGAUUUGGGAUGGGCGCAUAGCGAUGGCGUUUGUGUCUUUGAUAAGAUGGAUAGAACACUUCAAGCAUGAGUUUGAGAUGUAGUCCUUCAAUCGGAAAUCUUAAUCUCG